Messenger RNA from Chaetura pelagica (chimney swift), 1126 nucleotides. It is a transcript of the gene CCM2, whose product is annotated as cerebral cavernous malformation 2. Gene Ontology annotation, biological process: vasculogenesis; heart development. The transcript has 9 exons. The record is from RefSeq and is a predicted model, not a curated record. Lineage: Eukaryota; Metazoa; Chordata; Aves; Apodiformes; Apodidae. The annotation marks the transcript as partial.
CCUGGAAUUGUGUCUCCUUUCAAACGAGUCUUCCUGAAGGGGGAGAAAGGCCGGGAUAAGAAGGCCCAGGAGAAGGUGACGGAGCGGCGGCCCCUGCACACGGUGCUGGUGUCCCUGCCCGACCGCGUCGAGCCCGACGUGCUGCUCAACGACUACAUUGAGAAGGAAGUGAAGUACCUGGGGCAGCUCACCUCCAUCCCUGGGUACCUGAAUCCCUCCAGCCGCACGGAGAUCCUGCACCUGAUCGACAAUGCCAAGAGGGCACACCAGCUCCCGGGGCUGCUGACCCAAGAACAUGAUGCUGUUAUCAGCCUUUCUGCCUACAACAUCAAGCUGGUGUGGAGGGAUGGAGAAGACCUCAUCCUCAGGGUGCCCAUCCACGACAUCGCCUCCGUCUCCUACAUCCGAGACGACUCCUCCCACCUGGUCGUGCUGAAGACAGCUCAGGAUCCUGGGAUCUCCCCAAGCCAGAGUCUCUGUGCUGAGGGCUCCAAGGCGCUGACGUCGGGCUCGCUGUCCGAGAGCGGGGUGGUCCCUGUGGAAGCCUGUUGCCUGGUCAUCCUGGCCACGGAGAACAAAGUGACCGCCGAGGAGCUCUGCUCCCUGCUCAGCCAAGUCUUCCAGAUCGUUUACACCGAGUCCACCAUCGACUUCCUGGACAGAGCAAUAUUUGAUGGGGCCUCCACACCCACGAGGCACAUGUCCCUGCACAGUGAUGACUCUUCUACAAAGGUGGAGGUGAAGGAACCCUACGAGGCAGAAACCAACACUUUUUCCUUUCCAGAAACCCUGGAGGCAGGUGACAACUCCCCCUCUUCCUUCUCCACACCCCAGUCCCCCCACGUGAAGACGGUCAGCGAGAGCGAGCUGAGCACCACGGCCACCGAGCUGCUCCAGGACUACAUGAUGACGCUCCGAACGAAGCUCUCUUCCCAAGAGAUCCAGCAGUUUGCCAUGCUCCUGCACGAGUACCGCAACGGCGCCUCCAUCCACGAGUUCUGCAUCAACCUGAAGCAGCUCUACGGGGACAGCAGGAAGUUCCUGCUCCUGGGCCUCCGACCCUUCAUCCCGGAGAAGGACAGCCAACACUUUGAGAACUUCCUGGAGACCAUCGGGGUGAAGGACG